This is a messenger RNA of Tetrahymena thermophila SB210, 1806 nucleotides long. RefSeq names its product FHA domain protein. The transcript is spliced from 2 exons. Gene Ontology annotation, molecular function: mRNA binding; protein binding. NCBI's taxonomy places the organism in Eukaryota, Ciliophora, Oligohymenophorea, Hymenostomatida, Tetrahymenidae. The record is from RefSeq and is a predicted model, not a curated record.
UUGAUUGAAAAUCACGCUUAUAUUUUAUAAGAUUUUUUUUUACUUAAGGAUUGCAUAAAAAUCAAAUAAAAUAAAUAGAUAAAUCUGGAUAAAAGGAGAAGAAAAAAGAUUAAAGAUAUGGCUCAUAAAGAUUCAUAUUACAAUCUUGAUAAAAGUUUAGAAUUUGAGAUUAACUUAGCCAAAUUUAGUGACACUAGUAAACAAAAAAAUUAAAAUGAGCAAAAUUAGUAAAAGUUUUAGCUUGAAGAGAGCUUUCCAAUCAGCUUUAAUUCUAAUUAAUAUCAAUAGGGUUCUGACUCAGACUUGAAUAGCACUGCAAUGCCGUCUUCAGAUAAGCAAACACCAGGAUAUCUUUCAUGCAAUGUGUUAUUAGAAAGUAUUCCAAUACAUACAUAUUCUGAUACUCUUAAAAAUACCAGCAAUUAGGGCAAGCUUGCAUAAUAAUUAGAUUUAAAUUUUAAUGCAUAAAAGUUUAAUGAUUCUUCUUAACAAUAAUCAACUGCAUCUUAGUGCGAGAAAGAAGAAAAAUAAGGAAAUUAAUUCUAUAAUUAGGAUAUUUUAGAAAGUUUUCCAAUUCAAGUAAAUUUUUAAAAGGUGGAAGAACAAUAGCUGAAUGAAAAAUCUGUACUGACUAAUGAUUGUUCCUCAAGUGUUUCAACUUAAUCUAAUUUUUCAGAGAAUUAUUUUAAAAACAACAAUAGUAAUCUUCUUAGUUAUUAACCUCAAAGUUAAUAAUAGCUCAGAUAGCAGUCUUAGCAAUCAGAUUAGACUGAACCUAAGGGAAAGCAAAAUAAAUAGCUAUGCAAUAGUACUGGAGGAAUUUAAAACAUCUAGAGAGGCUAAGGACUUGCUGGCACUUAGAUCAUUAAUGAAAUUCAAAAAAGCGAAUCUUCUGAGGAUGAAAGUAUUCCUGCACAAUCUUUUGAUCCUGAUAUCAUCUCAAAUACGAACCAUAAGAAAAACAAGCAAUACAUAUAGAAUUUUGAUCUAAAACUCUUAGACUAAAAUAACAAACCAGCGAAAGUUCUUUAAAGUGAAGGAAAGCAGAAAGUAAUAAUAGGAAGAUAGGCUACAGGUAAGCCAAAUCCUCCUGAUAUAUAAAUCGAUUGCAAUACUGUGAGCGGGAAACAUGCUUAGAUUGUUUGGAAACCAUAAAAAAUAACUUGGUGCUUAUCAGAUGAAGGAUCAACUAAUGGUACCUAUUUAAUAAUAAACAAUUCUCCAAUUAAAGUUGAUGAUGAAAUUAUGAUUGGCUUGCAUUUAGUCAAGGUUGUUAAAAUAACUAAAGAUUUCCCAAUCCAAGUUGAACUACUCUUUGAAAACUCUGUUGAAGAUACUCCACAGUUCACAGUAAUAGGAAAAGUAGAUUUAGGGAUGAAAUUUAUGAUUGGUAAAAAUCAUUAAAAGUAGCUUGAAUCAGAUUUCCUAGUUCAAAAUGAUCAUUGCUUCAUAUUCUUUGAAAAUAAAAAGCUAAAGAUAUAAAACUGUGAAAAUGUUCAAUACAAAACAGCUAAGAAAUUAGAUAAAACAAAAUAAGUUGAUUUAUCAGCCAAUAGCGUUAUAAGGUUUGGCUUUUUUAAUCAAUACUAAUUUACUCCAUACACAAAAGUCUUAGAAGUUACCAUCGAAGUUCCAGGCAUUUAAAAAUAAAGCAGUAAAAAGGAAAAAAAAUGCAGAAUAUGUGGAAAAGAAACUUAAACAUUAUAUACACUAGUCCCUUGUAGUCACGAUUAAUUCUGCUAAUUUUGUGCUCUCUCAUUAGCCACUUGCCCCAUAUGCAAAAAAAAUGUUACUGAUUUUAAUUGA